AGAUAAAAAUUAAAUCUUUAUAAUUGUUCGUGGUGUGUUGUGUGUACGGUUUAUUUUGUCCCGUAAACUUGUGUACUUGUGUUUGUUUUUCAGUUUCUUAGCUUAUACUUUCAUACUUAAAAUAUUAUAAGUUGAACCACUAAAUGUAUUUAUAAACCAUACAUUUAGCUGCGUUCGACGGUCCAUUCAAUAUUCAAAUGUUUUGAAAUUUGCCAAGAAACAGUAUUCUUUCACAGGUACGUUUACUGUUGAGUGGUUAUACAAUUACGCACACCUCAAGGGUUUUAUAGUAAAUUAUUUCUUACAUCCAUUUGGUAAUAUAAAUAGAACACACUGAGCUACUGAUAUGUCAAUAUUAAAUGACUAUUACCCAUUUACAAGUAAAGAAAUUAUACAAAGAGCUUUUGAAGUAUGGCUGUAGUUUAAAACUUACUGACAAAAAUUAUUAUAAAAGUCGAAUCAAACAGGAAUUUUUGGACAAUAAACAGUUAGUUAAACCAGAAGAGAUUAAAUUUUUCUAUGAUAAAGGACAAGAGUUAUUAAAAAGGAAGUCAAUAGUAUAAAUUGUGUCCGUUUUCAUUAUAUCCAAUAUCCAUGUAUUCAUUAUUGUGUAAAGCUCUACCUUUUAACACUAAUAGUGUGAAGAAUGCUAGAAGCAUUAGUUUAACGUUAUUCAAUAAGAAACAGACUAUAGACCGCUCAAAAGUGCCGAUUAUAAAUGAAAAUGAACUUGAAGAAAUGUUUGUUAAGGGUAGUGGGCCUGGUGGAUCAGCAGUGAAUAAAAAUGCUAAUUGUGUUGUACUAAAACAUAAACCAACUGGCAUUGUGAUUAAAUGUCAUGAAUCAAGAUGUGUUGAAGAUAACAGAAAAAUGGCUAGGGAAAAACUUGCUAUAAAAUUAGAUGUAAUAGAAAAUGGUAAUAAUUCAGUCGAAGCACAAAAAAAAGCAAUUAUAGAAAAAAAGAAUGCACAAAAAGAAUGGAAACGGAAAAAAUUAGAAACAUUGAAAAAGGAUUGGAUUGAAAGAGAAAGUAGUUUCAAACCUUAAAUUACCAAAACUAAUAGUAUACUAUUUGAGUUAUUAUUUGUUAAAAAGUAAGGUAAUUUGUAAAUGUUCAUAUUGCUAAAUUAGAAGUAGGUAACUAUUAUGCAUUUAUUAAUUUUAAUUGUUUGGUUUAUUAUAUUCCAAUAUUAAUUAGUCAAAUGUAAUAAAUAUAAUUAAAUAAGCAAUGUAUGUAGUAGUAAACAUUCAAAUAUCUAUGAAUAAAAUUCAUUUUCCUAAAUCACAAAGGUUGUAAUAUCAACUAAAAUUCAAGAAGCUUACAAACAUAAUGUAUACAUAAUGUAUUAGUUUAUAAUAUAAUACUCAAUGGUACCCAUUUAA
Messenger RNA from Acyrthosiphon pisum (pea aphid), 1383 nucleotides. Its product is annotated as putative peptide chain release factor C12orf65, mitochondrial. Gene Ontology annotation, cellular component: mitochondrion. The coding region runs from base 595 to 1047 and encodes 150 amino acids. The transcript is spliced from 3 exons. Lineage: Eukaryota; Metazoa; Arthropoda; Insecta; Hemiptera; Aphididae. Gene Ontology annotation, molecular function: translation release factor activity. Gene Ontology annotation, biological process: translational termination. The record is from RefSeq and is a predicted model, not a curated record.